Messenger RNA from Phyllotreta striolata, 1347 nucleotides. The record is from the annotation of a GenBank genome assembly. NCBI's taxonomy places the organism in Eukaryota, Metazoa, Arthropoda, Insecta, Coleoptera, Chrysomelidae.
UUUCCUCGUGGUUAAGUUAAAUGAAACGUCAAAACAUAAGAAAACAUCGAAUUUGUUAAUAAAAUACUUAAUUGUUAUUCCAAAAUGCCGAAGCAUAAAAUCAAUAAAAAAGACGCUGUUACUUUCCAAGUGGUUCACAGAAGUCAGCAGGAUCCCCUGAUUGCUGACGAAGAUGCUCCGCAAAGAGUACUUGUCCCCAUAAAACCACAAAACGAAUCGAAGCACCCUAAGCCACAAUCGUCCCACAAACCAGAAUCAUCGUUACACAGUGACGAUGAAGACAUCGAGGAACCCAGAGAGUUCAGUAUUAAAGUCGCCUUACCUCCUGUUGUCUUCGCUUCGGAGGUGGAAGAAGAAGUCGGUAUGUUGGGAAAAGCGGCGCCUGUAUCCGGACCGCAGCUACAUUUGGAUCCCGACGUCGUUGCCGCCAUGGACGAUGACUUCGAUUACUCCGAUCCAGAAAACGAAUUAGAAGACAAUUUCAUCGAGUUGGCAAAAGGCGAUUUCAUCACGGAAGAAGGCGAAGAAGAAGACAUGAACUCCGAUUUCAGCGAUGAAUGCGACAGCUUCGAUGAAGAAGACGAACGAUGGAAAGGAGCUUUCGAUAAAGAAGAAACCAAAUCUAGAUUCACAAACUACUCGAUUACUAGUUCCGUUAUUAGAAGAAACGAAAAUUUGCGUUUGCUUGACGAGAAAUUCGAAAAAAUGUUCAUCGAUUAUGAUGAAAAUGAGAUAGGCGCUUUGGAUUUGGAAGAAAUUGAGGGCGAUGUUUCAUCAAACAUACUACUAGAUUCUGCUUUAAAGGAAUUUACAGACGUGCAAAAAAUCGAAAAUAACGAGCAAAACAAAACCAAUUUAGCAGCUCUUGAUGAUGGUUCAGAUGAAGAUUUGACUGAUUUAGUAGUGGUUGAUUCCAAGAAGAAAUGGGAUUGCGAAAGUAUAUUAUCAUCCUAUUCGAACAUAUUUAAUCAUCCUAAGAAAAUCGUAGAACCUAAAUCUGGAAAAAUCCGCAUAAACAAGAAAACGGGAAUUCCGAACGAUGUCUUCACUAAAAACGGUUUGACCGUUAGAACUUUGGAUAAGUUGAACCAGCAAAAUGAUCUGCUCGAAUCGAAAUCGAUACCAGACCACACCUCUCAGCUAUCGAUGCUCUCUCAGAGAUCCAAACACGAGACCCCGGAGGACAGGAGAGUCCGGAAACAGAAGCUGAAAGAGUACCGAAAGGACAGGAGAAUCGAGAAGAAACUCAACACUCAAGCUUUCAAAGACGAGUAUUCCCGACAAAUCAAAAUCGAUAUUAACAAUAGAAAUAAUGUACAAGGAAAUAAAAUACUUUAAUCGUUUUAA